Messenger RNA from Colletotrichum orchidophilum, 414 nucleotides. RefSeq lists its product as uncharacterized. Bases 1 to 414 code for a protein of 137 amino acids. The transcript has a single exon. The record is from RefSeq and is a predicted model, not a curated record. NCBI's taxonomy places the organism in Eukaryota, Fungi, Ascomycota, Sordariomycetes, Glomerellales, Glomerellaceae.
AUGUCCAAGUCUGGGAAUUUGCCGUCUAGAGUGAGUGUCACGCAUCCGGAGGUGCAGGAGAGCAGGUCGUGCAGCAUCCAGUUCGGCAUGUCGUCGUGUUCUGGAGACUGGCUGUGCCGUACGGCGGACAACAUGUCUUGGGAGUGCGUGCGGAUGUCAUGUCGGCCAGUCAGAUGGCUUGCCACGCCUUUCAUCGGCCACACGCCCCCCUUUCGCCGCCACAGUUUGAUUCCCAUCCACCGGGAACCUCGACCGCAAAAACCCCAAAGGUUGAGCAGGGAACAAGGGCUCUCGAGGUUGGGUCCCUGCUCGCUGGCUGCCACGCUCUCAACUGCGGUGGUGAAAAUUCCGCUAUGCGACUCCUGCUAUGCGGCUUUACUCGCUGACCUGGCCUGCACACAACCACCGACUUGA